AUGUCGCCUGUACAGUUCGAAGGCGCCGCGAAUAACGACCCGGGUGCCGACGAUCGCGAGUUGAGCAACCAAAUCUCGAAACCAACAAAGCGUCAACGAUGGGCAACAACGCGAAUGGGAACUGCCAGUGGGGUGCGAAAACGAGUCUCUAUCAUGGAUCGCUUGCACCGGCGCUCGCAUUUGAACGAUGAGAAGCGCAAGUCGGCUGCGGCAAAUUCAUCCAACGGAGGCGAUACCUCAGCUGAUCAUGAGGAAAAGGGUCCCAACCGUCGUGUUUACUUCAACGUCCCUGUCCCGGAAUCUGAACGCGAUGAGGACGGCUUCCCAAAUAACAACUACCCCAGAAACAAGAUUCGCACGGCGAAAUACUCCCCGAUUACCUUUGUUCCCAUGAACAUUUGGUUUCAGUUCCAUAACAUUGCCAACAUUUAUUUCCUGUUUGUCAUUAUUCUCAACAUUCCGUCCAUUUUCGGUGCCAACAACCCCGGUCUUAACGCUGUCCCUCUGAUUGUCAUCGUCGUGGUAACCGCCAUUAAAGAUGCCAUCGAGGAUUGGCGGCGUACUGUACUCGAUAACGAGUUGAAUAAUUCGCCGGUGUAUCGUUUAAUUGACUGGAGUAAUGUUAAUUCGACCGAGGACAACGUCUCGCUGUGGCGACGUAUCAAAAAGGCAUCUACUCGUGCGACGGUUACCACAUACAGAUUCUGCAGGGAUUUCAUCAACGAAAAGAGGGGCAUUCAGCCCAAAAGGGAGGAUGGGAUAGACGACUCUUUUACGGAUACUGUCGAUCCGCGGGCUUCAGUAUACACCCAGCGCGAUCUUGGUCUUUCCAAUCGCGACCAAGGUCUGGACGAUGCCGCCAUUCAGAUGACCCCUGUUCCGUCGCCCACGCCAGAUGCACGUCCAGAUUGGCCCAUGUCCAACGGAGAUAGUAGCAAAUUCCUUCAUCCCGACAAGGCCGCCCGUGAUCCAAGUCCUUCCCCAGCUCCUUCGGCCGCGACACCCCCUCGAAAAGGCGGCAGUGUUCUCGACACGGCCAAGCAAACUCCGGAGACAGCUCGUUUCAAACGGGAUUACUGGAAAAGCGUUCAGGUUGGAGACUUCAUUCGAUUGUACAAUGGAGACCCGGUGCCUGCCGAUCUUGUUGUGUUGUCAACCUCUGACAUGGAUGGUGCAUGCUACGUUGAGACCAAGAACUUGGAUGGUGAGACCAAUUUGAAAGUGCGCCAGGCCCUGAACUGCGGCCGUCAAGUCCGACACGCCAGGGAUUGCGAAAAGGCCGAGUUCACCAUCGAAAGCGAGGCCCCGACCGCUAAUCUGUACUCGUACAAUGCUUCUAUCCGCUGGGAUCAGCGUGACCCGGAUUUCCUUGACGCGCCUCGCAAGGAGAUGGUUGAGCCCAUCACGAUCAACAAUAUGCUACUCCGCGGUUGCUCCCUUCGCAACACCGAAUGGAUUCUAGGCGUGGUCGUUUUCACUGGAUCCGAGACCAAGAUCAUGCUGAACUCUGGUGUCACACCAACUAAGCGGGCGCGACUUGCCAAAGAUCUGAACUGGAACGUCAUCUACAACUUCAUCAUCCUGUUUCUCAUGUGCUUGGUCAUGGGUAUCGUGAACGGUGUUGCUUGGGCUUCCAGCAAUAAGUCGCUUAAUUACUUUGAUUACUCGCCGCCCGGAGACACUGCUCCCCCGGUUACUGGUAUCGUCACUUUCUGGGUCGCUGUCGUUCUCUUUCAAAACUUGGUACCCAUCUCGCUCUACAUCUCGCUGGAAAUCGUUCGUACUGUCCAGGCUGUGUUCAUCCACUGCGACGUUUUUAUGUACUACGACAAGCUGGAAAUGGCGUGCGUUCCCAAGUCUUGGAACAUUUCCGAUGACGUUGGACAGAUCGAAUAUAUUUUUUCUGACAAGACCGGUACAUUGACUCAGAAUGUCAUGGAAUUCAAGAAGUGUACCAUCAAUGGAGUUUCAUACGGUGAAGCAUACACGGAAGCCCAGGCUGGUAUGAAACGCCGGGAAGGUGGCGACGCGGAAAUAGAGGCCGCUCAAGCCCAGGAGAAGAUCGCUGCCGAUACCGUUAAGAUGCUUGAGAUGCUUCGCGGGGUCCAUGACAACCCGUACUUGCGGGAUGAGAACCUGACUUUCGUCUCGCCCCACUUCGUUUCGGACCUAGAAGGUCAAUCCGGCAAAAGGCAAAAGGCGCUUGUUGAGCAUUUCAUGGUUGCCCUGGCUGUGUGCCAUACUGUUAUUACGGAACAAACCCCAGGCGACCCGCCGCAGAUUGAGUUCAAGGCGCAGUCUCCCGACGAGGCUGCUCUGGUGAGCGCUGCUCGUGAUUGCGGUUUCACUGUCAUUGGCCGAGCCGGUGAUGAUUUGAUUGUCAACGUCAUGGGUGAAGAACGGACGUACUCGGUUAUGAACACUCUUGAGUUCAACUCGUCGCGAAAGCGUAUGAGUGCGAUUGUCCGGAUGCCAGAUGGCUCGAUUCGACUUUUCUGCAAGGGUGCAGACAGCAUCAUCUACUCACGGUUGGCACCUGGGAAACAACAUGAAUUGCGACAAAAGACCUCCGAUCAGCUUGAGAUGUUUGCUCGAGAAGGAUUGCGAACUCUCUGUAUCGCAGAUCGGGAGCUUAGCGAAGAGGAGUACCAGACCUGGAGCCGCGAACACGACAUUGCAGCAGCGGCUCUUACCGACCGUGAGGAGAAGCUUGAACAGGUAUCCAGUGCCAUUGAGCAGGAACUCAUGCUUAUCGGUGGUACUGCAAUUGAGGAUCGACUUCAAGACGGUGUGCCCGAUACCAUCUCGUUGCUGGCAGAUGCGGGUAUCAAAUUAUGGGUUUUGACCGGCGACAAGGUCGAGACGGCUAUUAACAUUGGAUACUCCUGCAACCUUUUGAACAACAAUAUGGAGUUGAUCGUGUUCAAUAUCCCCGAAUCUAAACCGGAACAGGCCGCACAAGAGCUGGCCAAUCACUUGCAGAAGUUUGGCUUAACAGGAUCCGACGAAGAACUCAUGGCUGCCCGUGGGGAGCACGCACCACCACCACCGACGCAUGCUGUUGUGAUUGACGGUGACACGCUCAAGCUCAUGCUCACCGACGAAUUGAAGCAAAAGUUCUUGUUGCUGUGCAAGCAGUGUCGGUCGGUUCUCUGCUGUCGAGUCAGUCCUGCCCAAAAGGCGGCCGUUGUGAAGCUGGUCAAGAAUGGUCUCAACAUCAUGGCUUUGUCAAUUGGUGACGGUGCCAAUGAUGUUGCCAUGAUUCAGGAGGCAGACGUCGGUGUCGGUAUUGCUGGUGAAGAAGGUCGGCAAGCAGCCAUGUCAUCUGACUAUGCCAUCGGACAAUUCCGAUUCCUUCAACGGCUCAUUUUGGUUCAUGGAAGAUACUCUUAUCGUCGUAUGGGUGAGACCAUUGCCAACUUCUUCUACAAGAACUUGGUUUGGACGUUUGCCCUCUUCUGGUACUGUAUCUACAACGACUUCGACGGUUCCUACCUGUUCGAUUACACCUAUAUUGUCUUGGUCAACGUUGCUUUCACUUCGUUGCCUGUGAUCUUCAUGGGAAUUCUGGAUCAAGAUGUCGAUGACAGGGUGUCAUUGGCCGUGCCUCAAUUGUACAUGAGAGGUAUCGAGCGGAAGGAAUGGUCGCAGCUCAAGUUCUGGUUGUAUAUGGGUGACGGUCUCUAUCAGUCGAUCAUCUGCUACUACAUGCCGUAUCUGUUGUAUAAGCCCGCGAAUUUCAUCACCGCAAACGGUUUGAACGUCAACGACCGAACUCGUAUGGGUGUUCUGGUUGCCUCCGCUGCCGUUAUCGCCAGUAACACCUACGUUAUCAUGAAUACCUACCGCUGGGAUUGGUUGACUGUGUUGAUCAACGUUAUCAGUUCUGUCCUGAUCUUCUUCUGGACUGGUGUCUAUUCUUCCUUCACUGCCGCAGGGACGUUCUAUCAUUCGGCAGCGGAAGUAUAUGGCACCUUGUCCUUCUGGGUGGUUCUUCUUAUUACCGUCCUAAUCUGUCUUCUCCCUCGUUUCACCGUCAAGUCGAUCCAGAAGGUUUUCUUCCCUUACGAUGUGGAUAUUGUCCGUGAAUGGGUUACCAUGGGUAAAUUCAAGUACCUGGAAGAAAACGAAAACGAGACGUACGUGCCUCCUUCUGUUGCACCUGGCUCUGGGGAUACUUCCGCAACAUCUUCGGACUUGGGGAAACCAAUUGAGCCUUCUAUGAAACAAGAUCCCUUUUCAGACGAUCACCAAGCCAUGUAUCCGCCAUCUGUUACACGUGCCACUCACAUGCGGAGCCAGAACGGGAGUAACGGAACGAAUUAUACAGAUAGCCUUGAUCAUGUACAACACCAUACUCAGCCGAUGGACUUCGUUCAUCCUGCACAGACACGCCAUUCAUUCGACAGAGAUCUACCGAGUUAUGAAGCCACGAACGACUUCUCGACCGCAGGCGCUCAUUAUCAACAGGUCCCACACGGUCCUCCUUUACAUGUCGUAUAG
Molecule: messenger RNA, 4503 nt
Organism: Aspergillus glaucus CBS 516.65
Lineage: Eukaryota; Fungi; Ascomycota; Eurotiomycetes; Eurotiales; Aspergillaceae
Exons: 4
Coding region: 1-4503 (1500 amino acids)
Biological process (GO): phospholipid translocation
Cellular component (GO): plasma membrane
Molecular function (GO): ATP binding; magnesium ion binding; ATP hydrolysis activity
Source: RefSeq, a predicted model, not a curated record